This is a messenger RNA of Mytilus californianus (California mussel), 3587 nucleotides long. RefSeq names its product transmembrane protein 127-like. The coding region runs from base 93 to 959 and encodes 288 amino acids. Gene Ontology annotation, cellular component: membrane. Lineage: Eukaryota; Metazoa; Mollusca; Bivalvia; Mytilida; Mytilidae. The record is from RefSeq and is a predicted model, not a curated record. The transcript is spliced from 3 exons. Gene Ontology annotation, biological process: negative regulation of cell population proliferation; negative regulation of TOR signaling.
UUCGAAGAGGAUGUAAACCAAAAAAAAAAUUCCAAUGCAAAAUGGCUUGACUACCAUUUAACCCAUAUUUAGUUGUACAGAUCAUUUAUGUAAUGCCUAGGUCAAACAAUGGGCGUGAUAGUAGUUCUAGACGCAGUCGUUCCUCCAGAAGUAGAUCAAGAAGCCGACAUCGCGACAGAAGACAUCACUCACACAGACGAGAAAGGGGGAGACAUAAACCAAAAGAAAGAAAUUUAGGAGCAGCGUUUUGUAGCAUGAUAACAAUUGUUAUUAUGUCAACGUCUUUAGCAGAACCAAACUGGGUAUCUUUACAAGGUGGCGGAUGUGUUGUAAAUGGUGUUGGACUUGAUCAUUUAGGGGCUUUCCAGUUUUUCUAUCCAGGAAAGUUUUUAGAACAGUUUAUUCAAGGACCAAACAACAAAAAAGUUGACAUCGUUUAUAAGUUCGGACCAAAUGAUUUAGACAAAAUGGAAAACUGUGUUACAAACAAAGCUGUGAUACUGAUGAAGACAAUCAUUGCAUUUACAUUCAUAGCCAUGUGCUGUACACUUAUAGCCUUCUUAUUAGAUCUGAUUGGACCACAGCACAGAGCUUUAAAAAUAUUGAGAAGAAAUGCAAUAUUUAAUAUUGUGUCGGUUAUUUUGUGUGUGAUUAUCAAUUUGUUCUGUUACUGGUUAACUGUGGAAGUUUCUGGAUUACAACGGGUAUCAAAAUUCCAUGUCGGAAGUAAAGUAGAAGUGACCUUUGACAUUAGUUUCUAUCUGAUCACUGCUGCAGGUGCCAUGGGCGUCAUAGCAACAGCCAUGAACUGUUUGAAGAGAUUUCCAACACAUGAUCAUAUGACCGAAGCCUUAUUAGAGGAUUAUGAUGGACUAGAAGGGGCGUUUCCUGUCCCACCUCCAGAGGCACAGAGUUCACCUAUGUCUAAUAUUCCCCCACCACCAGCAUAUACACCAUGAUUUUUAUUGACUAUUUCUGUUUUUAUACACAGUAUAUCAAGUAUAUUUAGUUAAGCUUUUUUCAUGGUAUUGGCAUUCAAGAAGCUUACUAAAAUUUAGCAGAUUUUAUCAUUGUAUCCAUGAUUUCAAUGCUUGUUAUACGUUUUUUUGUAGUUAAAUGUCCAUUGUGAAUAUCAUAAAAAUUUAACAUAUGCGAAAAGUAUAUCAGUUAAAGUUUAUUCAAGAAUCAUUUGUAGUUUGCUGAAAUAUCUUUAUCAUUGUUUAAUUAUGUUGAGUUCAUGUUUAUGUCCAUGUUGAACAUCAAGGUAAUGAGAAAUAAGACAAUUUUUUUUUAUCAGGAUAUUAAGACAAAAUUAUUUUUGACAGUAACCAUGGUAACAUGAAAAGUGGAACAGUAGGAUCACCUUCAUAGUAAUUAAAUCCUUUAUACAGUCAUGAGUCAAAAUAUUAUUUAUUUGCCACUGAAGGUUAAAUUAACCAACUGUAAAAGAAUUCUUUCUUUACUAAAAAUAUACAAUUCAUUACAUUUAAGGAAUGACUAAUAUUUUUUCUGUCUAUGAAGAAAUAACAUCAAAAAUGGGGUGCACACUGAUUACGUGGGUUAUUUAAAAGUGUGCACCACCUUUUUUAGGUUAUUAUGAAUAGACAGAAAAAAUAUUACAGUCAUUCCUUAUAAUUUAAUUCUAAAUUCCCUUUUUAAUGAGUAAAUUUUGAGAAAAAAAAUGUUGUUGACGUCAUGGUCACAUGACAAAAUUAUGUCUAUGAGCUGAUAGACAAAACACUUUCAGCCAAUCAGAAGACAUGUUACAUCCAAAAUUAAAUUAUUUAUAAAUAUUGAUACUUGUUAUUGAAUUUAGAAAUUUGUAGUUAUACCAUGGCCUUCAUUUCUGUUGUCAAAUUCAAACUUGUGACAUACUUAUAAGAAACUGGAGAUAUUUUUAUUUUUAUCUGGAUUUUUUUAAACUUCAUAUAUAUUUUCAAUAGAAGUAUAAAUGUACAUAAUCAUGAUAAUGAAAUUAACCCCAGCUGCAUAUUAAUAAUUUUCAGCAAUAUUAUGACCAUUUCAAAUUGUGGGUUUUGUGCUUCAAGGCUGGAAUAAUCCCAAUUUUAUUAGUAUGAAACUUAAUAUGCUUUAACCACCAGUCAGUCGAAUUUGGCUUUACUUGAUUAAAUAUGAUUUUUAUAUAUAAGUAGUUUGGUAUAAUGAGAACUAUAUGUGUAUUUACAUUGAUAUAUAUUUUAUGAGAGAUUUUUGUAUGUUGAUACUCAUUUUUAUCUGCUGAUAAAUGAAUGGAAAAUAUUUUAACCUUUUUUACUCACAUUUCUAUGUGCAUGUGUAACAGUAAAUUCUGUCCGGUAGUAAAAGGAGAAGUCUCAGUAAGAGCUAGUUUUGGCCUAGAAUUUGAAGUACAUCUGCUGAAAGAUUUUUGACAUUUUUUAAACACUUAAGUGUCAAGAUUUGAACUGAUUUGGUCAUUAAAGACUCUCAAAUUAAAAAACAGCCCAUAUUUAUGGAACAAAAGUAUUCUACUUUCCAAUAAUUAACUAAAAGUUUACAUUUCAACAAAUUUGCAAAACUGCUAUAUUUUGGGGCCAAAAAGGGGUCUUGGCGGGCCUACUCUUUUAUCCCCCAGACUUUGUUUCCUAGGUAAUCAAGUCCAUGGCCAUAAUUUUAUUUUAAAAAAAAGUCCCAGGAUAUAUUUUCUUAGGAAAAUAAAUCCAUAGCUGGUAAAAUAUGUCUGGCACUUAUUUUCAAAUUUGUAUCAAACACUUCUGAAAAUGACUAAAUUUUAAGAUACUGUGGAUUCAUUUAUUUUCAUGGGUAUCAAUUUUCGUGGAUAGAGAAAAAAAGAUGUUUCGUGGUAUACGUAAAUUCGUGGAUCGCUGAUCACAAAAACAAAUUAAUUCAGAUUUGUAAUUCGUGGAUUUCUUUUUGAUUUAGGAGAUCAUAUAACCUCCUUAGUUUGAUCAAUAAUAAAACAAACAAAAAAAAAGGAAUUCAUUGAAAAAGUUUUGAAUUGUCAAAAUCCUCUCUUGUUCAUUCUAGGUUAAAGUGUUCAUUGAAAACUUCUAUUACAAUAAUGGACAGAGACAACUAAUUAUUUGUUUGUUUUACAAUUUAUAAAUUCUUGUCGGAAUUUUAUAAGGCAUUCAAAACUAUAUGAUUGAAAGCUCAUUUCCCUAAUCACGAUAUAAUAAACAGUCAUAUAAGUAAAAGGUGUGAAAAUAAAUGUUCCUGUCAUAAACAAUAUUACCUACGGGCAAUAUCCCCGUACUUAAUCCUAUUGAUUUUUAAUCACCAGUAAACCAAACUAUGACACGGUAAUUAACAACUUGCAGUUAUUUUCCAUGAACAGUUUUAAUUAAUUUUAAAAAGUAAAUUAUCACUGAUAUUCGAUAUAUUUAUUAUUGAUUUAAUCAAAAUACUUGUAUCUUCUUUCAAUAAAAACAAGUGUUAUGUUACAAUGUUUAUCGCUAGUCAACACUAUACUAGAACUGCAUAACAUAACCGGAAAUAAACAUCCGACUCCAUACACAUUUCUCUGGAUUAUUCUUCGUUGAAUUCUUAAAUUCGUGGUUCGCUGUGACCCACGAAACCCACGAAAAUUGGUUUACCACGAAUAAAAA